UCCUCCUCCUCUCCGCCUGUCUGUUUAGUGGCUAAAGAUGGCUGAAGCUCCUCCAUGGCCCAGCCGGUUCUUCUGUCACAGGUGCUCCGCAGAGAUUAGCCCUCGGCUUCCCGAGUAUACGUGUCCAAGAUGUGAGUCAGGGUUCAUCGAGGAGCUGCUGGAAGAGAGGAGUGCUGACAAUGGCUCCAUGUCUACUAUCUCCAGCGGGCCCCAGAACCAGCAACCAUUUGAGAAUGCAGACCAGCACUUGUUUACAUUCCCGUCGGGCUAUGGUCAGUUCGCCCUGGGUGUCUUCGAUGACAGCUUCGACUUCGGGGCUGGACUGGGAACAGAGGACAACCGGGACGCAGAGAACCGUCGGGAAAGGGAAACGGCAUCACGGCAACGAUAUGGCGCCAGGCAACCGAGAAGUCGUCACGGUUCAAGGCGGCAAGCAGGGCGACAUGAGGGAGUUCCUACUUUAGAGGGAAUCAUUCAGCAGCUAGUGAAUGGAAUAAUUGCACCCACUGCAAUGCCAAAUAUUGGUGUUGGUCCCUGGGGCGUUCUUCACUCAAAUCCUAUGGACUAUGCUUGGGGGGCUAAUGGACUAGAUGCUAUUAUAACACAGUUAUUAAACCAGUUUGAGAACACGGGACCUCCGCCUGCUGAUAGGGAUAAAAUAAAAAGUCUUCCUACAGUACAAAUUACAGAUGAACAUGUUGCUUCGGGACUGGAAUGUCCAGUGUGUAAAGAAGAUUACAGCGUCGGAGAAAACGUGAGGCAGCUCCCAUGCAAUCACAUGUUCCACAAUGAUUGCAUAGUCCCCUGGCUGGAACAGCAUGACACGUGUCCAGUGUGCAGGAAGAGCUUGAGUGGACAGAACACAGCAACGAACCCUCCAGAACUAUCAGGGAUGAACUUUACCUCCUCUUCUUCUUCCUCCUCAUCCUCUUCAUCCUCCUCUACCCCCCAGUCCUCAAGUUCGACCAGCAAUGAGAACUCCACUGAUAACUCUUAGAGAGGACGACUGUCCUUUUCAUCCUACGAGCUGUUUAUAGCUCCUAGGCUGCUGUACUUCAGAGCAGUGACCUCCAUUCUCUCCCUGCAGAAGGGCAGAGACCUGAGUGUAUCCCGCCAGGAGCACUCACGCCUGAUUCAGGGGUAAGUGAUACAUGGGGCUACAUGUAUUUCUGCCCGUCCUGUUGCUCCCACCUUCAUCAGGAAUCUGAACAAAGGAAGGGCGGAGGCCUGGAGUGCAGCUUCUGUCAGGGAGGAUGUGGAGAAGCAUUGAAACUUCUCGAGGCUCGAUCUGCUCGACUCGCUUCAUACAAGAGGAGAAAAUAAUGGAAUCCAAAGGUAGAAGAUCAUGAACAACAGGACAGUUGCUGUUCUUUUUUUUUUUUUUAACCUCUAGACUUGUAUGGUUUAAGAUGACCCACUUUUUCCAAUGGAGCAGAAAAGAAAUGUACAGUUAUUCCUUCUUUUUUUAUAAGUAGCAUUCAUAUCUCACAGAUAAGAUGACGCAAAGUGCACUGUCGUGUACUGGUGAAGUGUGCACUGAAGUUUCUUCGUGAUUUGGAAGAACAUUACAUUUGAUCCCUUUAGCUCUUAAGAUAACGGCAGCGACAAUAAUUCAUAUAAUUAUUUUAUUGUCAAGCUCCACUUGCCGUUUUAAGAUUACCUGACACCAGGUAAAACCGUUGGCACUUGAAAUUAUGCGUAUAAUUGCAGUAAUUUUUGUGUUUGGAUAAUAAUGUCGAUCAUGAAAUUACAUACAUCAGGAUUUAUUUACAUUUUUAUCUGCAAGCCUAAAACCUGGAACCAGUUUUCAUACAAUCCACUCAGAAACAUUUCAGUGCAGUUGUGCUUUUUAACUUAAUUAUAAAUUAAAUAUUUUGCCAGUUGAAAACCUUGAUUUGCAGUAUGAACAUGUACAAAAACAAAUUAACCAGUAUGAAAAUAAAGAUAUUUGGGUGCUAUCACUCAUUUCAUGGAAGUCAUUUCCAGUGUCUGUUUUUAUAACGUUCUUUUAAGGGAUAAUUAAGGAGCAGCAGGGGUCUUAAGAAAUGGACUCAAAAACUACUAGUCAUUGUGGGGGAGCUGUGGCUCAGGUGGUAGAGCAGGUUGUCUACUAAUCACAAGGUUGAUGGUUUGAUCCCCGGCUCCUCUACAUGCCAAAGUGUCCUUGGGCAAGACACUAAACCUAAUAGUCGCUCCAGAUGGCGGGCGAGCGCCUUGCAUGGAAGCAGCUGUUGGCAUGUGAGCGUCUCUGUGAAUGGGUGAAGUGGAGGCAGAAUUAGAUUUACAUUGUAAAGUGCUUUGAGUUACAGUAAAGUGGAAAAGCUCUGUGUGCAUGCAGAGCAUUUAAAUGUUUUACCUGUUCAUUCAGAUAGCAGAUGGGAGUGCAUUAAUACAAAAAAAAAAAAGAAUUUAUAUGAGGUUGUUUCAAUUAAAAAACAAAACUAGUAUGGUGACAUUUUUUUCAAACAACAGGGAAGUUGUGAGCAGGUCUGCUCUGCUUUUCCCGGUUUAAAUUAUUUGUUCCUUUCACGACGCCUCACAGACUCUUAGAACAAACCAGGCAGCAACCUGGGAACAAUAACCCUAUUAGCGAGCACCGUUGGACGUGCUUUCAAUGCAUAAUAAGGUUUUGAGAUCAUUUUGUACUUUCAAAGCGAGGCCCGGGCCACAGGCAUGCAGAUAGUAAACAGAGUGCGUGUUAAAACCGUUACCGGUGUGCUUUCCUGCUUAAUGUUAUCAAUGAACCAAUAAAUUCUGCUUCCUUUUAUUGUUCAGCCAUAUGGGUGUAUUUCCUCCACAUUGUACUGCUUCUCUCCUCAGGGGUUCAUUUUCAAAGGCCUUUAAUCUGAGGGGGGAUUGUUGUUACGGACAGAACAUUGGUCUGGCUAGAAGACGAAUGGAUACGUUUGACUUCACAUUGUGAAUUUGUUGAUUCAUAUACAGUUUUUUUUCUUAACAUUGUGGUUGUGUUUGUGCCUUGUAAUGACAUACAUUGGAGUAUGGUGAGCUCGUUUAAUGUUUGUUUUUUAUAGGAUCAGUGGUACUACAGUUUAAUGUCUACCAGUUAGCACUUUAAGAUUGUGAAAAUGUAGAUGGGCAGCUUCUUCUGGUGUUAGUUUGAAUUUGUAAUGGAUUUAGGUUUUGUGAGGCUGCAAAAAAACAUCUUGUAACAAAUUCAGCGCAUGUAGAAACAACAAAAACUGAUUAAAAAGGUUGGCGGCA
Stegastes partitus (bicolor damselfish) is the source of this 3222-nucleotide messenger RNA. RefSeq names its product E3 ubiquitin-protein ligase RNF126. Gene Ontology annotation, cellular component: cytoplasm. Gene Ontology annotation, molecular function: ubiquitin protein ligase activity. The record is from RefSeq and is a predicted model, not a curated record. NCBI's taxonomy places the organism in Eukaryota, Metazoa, Chordata, Actinopteri, Pomacentridae. Gene Ontology annotation, biological process: protein ubiquitination. The transcript is spliced from 9 exons. The coding region runs from base 38 to 997 and encodes 319 amino acids.